UAAACAUUAAUAUCUAUAAUAAAGUAUCCUUUCACUUAUCAUAUCUAUAAUGUUACAUUAUAAUUCAAUGUAUAUAAUAUUAAUUAUAUAUUUAUAUUGUUAUAGAUAUUCAUUAGUUACCUUAGUAACUACAGAUUACUAUAUGAUUAACAAAAUAAUCAAUAAUAAUAAUAAUGAAGAAUAUGGAAAAUUGAUAUGGGGAAAUGAUACCUAUAGACAAUCUUAUCAUUAUUAUUAUAAUCAAUUCAUUAAAAUUGAUCAAUUAUCACCGAUAUUAUUUAAUAAAUUUAAUAAAAGUUUAAUUUCAUCAAUUUCAUAUUUGAAUCUAACUACUUUAUUCCCAAUAAAAUAUUAUGGUAUUAAAUAUGAUACAGUGAAUAUAUUAUCUAAAGGUAUUAUAGGUAUUGGAAGAUCAUUUCGUCAUUCGGGAGCAAUGAAAAAAAUUGAAGUUUUUAAUGGAAUGGAUAAAGAUGGUGGAGUGGAGAUAAUGAAUACCAACAAAUUUUUGGCAAUAAAAUGGAUUAAUUUAAGUAUUUCUGCUUUACAUGAUGAUGAGCCGGAAGAAUAUGCCAUAGUAGCUUGCAUUAUAUACUCCAAUGGAAAUAUAUCAAUUUAUUUUGAAAAGAUACCAACAGAAUUUGGUAACACUGGAGGGAAAUUAACUAUUACAGAUGGUUAUGAUUAUGCUACAUAUAAUUCAACUGGAUUGUAUAUCAUUAAAACAUCCUACAGUAUGAUUAAAACUCCUGAAAUUAUGAUCAGAUCUGGAACGUUGGUUGAAUUCACCCCAAAUAAAAUUUGUUCAGAGCAAGAACUUUGUGAAACAUGUAUUAAUGCAUCAUCUUUAAAUGAAAAAUGUUAUUGGUGUCCAAUUGUCAAUAAAUGUAGUCAUGGAUUUGAUAUUCACAGGCCAUUAUGGAUGUUAAAACGCUGUUAUAUUAAAAACACUACAAAGUGUCAAGAGUCAACUACUUCAGUAUACACAUCGGAUCAUGAACUGAGCAGCAUGAGGACCACUGAGUAUUAUUCAAAUACCUUUCCUAACCACAGCUUUACAAACUAUUCAGAAACAACUCUUGAACUAUCAACAACAAAUUCAGUAUACACACCGGAUCAUGAACUGAGUAGCAUGAGGACCACUGAGUAUUAUUCAAAUACCUUUCCUAACCACAGCUUUACAAACUAUUCAGAAACAACUCUUGAACUAUCAACAACAAAUUCAGUAUACACACCGGAUCAUGAACUGAGUAGCAUGAGGACCACUGAGCAUCAUUCAAAUACCUUUCCUAACCACAGCUUUACAAACUAUUCAGAAACAACUCUUGGACUAUCAACAACAAAUACAUUCAACUAUAAAACCAUGAAAAAUGGAUUACAAACUAAUCAACUUCCAUCAUUUAUUUGGAAUAACAGAAAUAUAAACAACAGUGGUAUCAGUCUCCCUUUAUACUCAUUCAUCUUAAUGCCAAUUGCAUUAGCGAUCCUUUUUCUAACUCUAAUGUGUACUCUAUGGUUAUGUAUAUAUAAGAGAUCAAAAAAGAAGAAUAAGAGAAAAGUUCCAUACCCAAAUCAGUCAAGUUCAUAAUUCAGUCAGUUCAAAUGAAUCAUAUACUAAUGUAAUUUUGUUCUAAUCUAAAAUAAUUCAUAAUCACAUUUUGACCAUAAAUAUAGUUUGUUUUUCUUAAUUUA
This is a messenger RNA of Schistosoma rodhaini, 1689 nucleotides long. NCBI's taxonomy places the organism in Eukaryota, Metazoa, Platyhelminthes, Trematoda, Strigeidida, Schistosomatidae. The record is from the annotation of a GenBank genome assembly.